Molecule: messenger RNA, 1283 nt
Organism: Apis dorsata (giant honeybee)
Lineage: Eukaryota; Metazoa; Arthropoda; Insecta; Hymenoptera; Apidae
Gene: Sec13
Product: protein SEC13 homolog
Exons: 4
Coding region: 161-1096 (311 amino acids)
Biological process (GO): protein import into nucleus; COPII-coated vesicle budding; positive regulation of TOR signaling
Cellular component (GO): nuclear pore outer ring; COPII vesicle coat
Molecular function (GO): structural molecule activity; protein binding
Source: RefSeq, a predicted model, not a curated record
CGCAAAGCAAUUAUGCAUUAACUGCCAGUGCGCACAUGCUUCCACGUAAGUGACAGGUACUGACCAACAUAACCUAUUCAACGUUCUUACAAUCAAAUAUUAAUUUCUUCAUAAUUUUUAAAAUAUAAUUGCAAAAAUUUAAAUAAAAGGUGUCAUAAAAAUGGUAUCUGUUUUGAAUACGGUUGAUACCGGUCAUGAAGACAUGAUUCAUGAUGCCGAAAUGGAUUAUUAUGGUUUGAGGUUAGCAACUUGUUCCAGUGAUAAUUCAAUUAAAAUUUUUGACUUAAAAAAUGGAACGCAAAGUUUAGUGGCUGAUCUUAAAGGUCAUGUUGGACCUGUAUGGCAGGUUACUUGGGCACAUCCUAAAUUCGGAAAUCUUUUAGCGUCCUGUAGUUAUGAUCGAAAAGUAAUUAUUUGGAAAGAAUUAGGAGAAUGGACCAAGAUUUAUGAGCACAAUGGUCAUGAUUCCUCUGUUAAUUCAGUAGCUUGGGCACCACAUGAAUUUGGCUUAAUUUUAGCUUGUGGCAGCUCUGAUGGUUCAGUAUCUAUACUUAUUAAUAAUGGUGAUACAUGGGAUACACAAAAAAUUACAAAUGCUCAUUCGAUUGGAUGUAAUGCUGUGAGUUGGUGUCCUGCUAUUGAACCUAGUUUUGAUGCUAGUGGAACACAAAGAAAUGGACCAAUAAAAAGAUUAGCUACAGGAGGUUGUGAUAAUUUGGUAAAAAUUUGGAAAGAAGAAGGUGAUAGGUGGAUUGAAGAAGACAAAUUAGAAGCACAUAGUGAUUGGGUAAGGGAUGUUGCAUGGGCUCCUGCAGUUGGACCAUCCAAAGCAGCUUUGGCAUCUUGUUCACAAGAUCGUCGUGUAAUUGUAUGGACUUCUAAUGAUUAUACUAGUUGGACACCAACUAUCCUCAAUGUUUUUGAUGAUGUCAUUUGGAAUGUUAGUUGGUCAUUAACUGGAGGUAUUUUAGCAGUUAGUGGUGGAGAUAAUAAAGUAUCCCUUUGGCGUGAAAAUACUGAAGGACAAUGGAUUUGUAUUUCUGAGACAAAUAAAGGUCAAGGAAACCUUAAUAACACAGAUCAGCGUGCAUUAUAAUAUCUGAAAAUAAAAUACCAAAUUGAAUUCCAGAAUUUUACAUCUAUAAUGAAGAAAUACUAUAUUGUACAUUUUUUUAACAAUGCAUCAUAAACGAUGUAUAAGUUAUAAAAAUAUACAUAUUAUAUAUCUGUUGAUCAAGUAAAAAAUAAUUUGCAUAUUUAUAUAUAUAAAUAAAUUAUUGUAC